Messenger RNA from Trichoplax adhaerens, 363 nucleotides. RefSeq lists its product as uncharacterized. NCBI's taxonomy places the organism in Eukaryota, Metazoa, Placozoa, Uniplacotomia, Trichoplacea, Trichoplacidae. The transcript has 5 exons. The coding region runs from base 1 to 363 and encodes 120 amino acids. The record is from RefSeq and is a predicted model, not a curated record.
AUGUACGGUGAUGGCCAUACCAAGUUAAGAUUAGCAGGAGGAUGGAAAACUAAUCCACAAAAAUAUAAACAGUUUUGGGAGAACAACAAACUAAUCUACAAAAGCACGAGUCAAUCCGAUACUAUACCUCGCUAUUGCGUCAGAGAAGAUGGCUUGAGUAUUAUUAAUGCACGAAAGAUUACAGAUGCAAAAUUUGCCAUCAAGAUACAAGACUAUGAUACUGGAGAAAUUAAAUUUGACCUGCCAGUCUCCAAAAGAAAUAUUAAAGAAGUUAAAAUUUCAGCAGAUGGAAAUUGGCUUGCUUUCUUAAUGCACAUAUCUCAGGACAUUUUAUGUUUUUGGUGUUAUGGCACUCCAACUUGA